Molecule: messenger RNA, 942 nt
Organism: Heteronotia binoei (common prickly gecko)
Lineage: Eukaryota; Metazoa; Chordata; Lepidosauria; Squamata; Gekkonidae
Product: olfactory receptor 6F1-like
Exons: 2
Coding region: 1-942 (313 amino acids)
Biological process (GO): G protein-coupled receptor signaling pathway
Cellular component (GO): membrane
Molecular function (GO): G protein-coupled receptor activity; olfactory receptor activity
Source: RefSeq, a predicted model, not a curated record
AUGGGAGAAAACCAAGUGGGGCAAAAUGAAACUCGAGUGCAAGAAUUCAUUCUUCUCACUUUCCCUGGGUCUCUGUAUUUAAAGACAUCCAUCUUCACUCUCUUUCUUCUCAUGUACAUCCUGGCUAUUUCUGGAAAUCUGGCCAUCAUCAUUUUAGUGUUGACAAAUGGGCGCCUUCACACAGUCAUCUACUACCUGCUUUGCAAUCUCUCUUUUCUGGAGAUCUGGUACACAACAACCACUAUCCCUAAGACCCUUCCUAUCUUACUAGGGAGAAGUCAAAGUAUCUCCUUCACUGGCUGCCUUUUACAGAUGUACUUUUCUUAUUCCUUUGGUUGCAUUGAAUACUUCCUCCUUGCUCUCAUGGCUUAUGACCAAUACCUGGCCAUAUGUCACCCACUGUGCUACAAUACCAUCAUGGACAUCAGCUUGUCUGGCAAACUGGCUGCCAGCUCUUGGUUGUGUGGAUUCCUCAUUCUUUCUGUGCCAGCAUAUCUGAUUGCAAGAUUAUCCUUCUGUGGUCCCAAUGUGAUUAAUCACUUCUUGUGCAGUGUUGAUUCCUGGAUAGUUCUCUCUUGCACUGAGACACAUGCCGUUGAGGUAUCAAUUUUUGUCAUAGCUGUCAUUGUCAUCUUCAGCUCCUUUUCAAUAACCCUCCUCUCUUACAUAAGCAUCAUCUCUACUAUAUUGCGCAUCCCUUCCUCAAAAAGCCUGCAAAAGGCCUUUUCUACAUGCUCUUCUCAUUUUGCUUUUGUGGUUAUCUGGUAUGGCUCUACUAGGAUCUUUCUGUUUGUCAAGCCUUCUAAAAGUAGAUCUUUGGAAACCACCAAAACAGUGAACAUACUGAAUAUCAUUGUGACUCCUGUGCUGAAUCCUUUCAUUUAUGCAUUAAGAAACAAAGAAGUAAGGGAGGCUUCCAGAAGUUCCUUGCGCUGGAAAUGA